Molecule: messenger RNA, 1443 nt
Organism: Penicillium griseofulvum
Lineage: Eukaryota; Fungi; Ascomycota; Eurotiomycetes; Eurotiales; Aspergillaceae
Product: SIP1 domain-containing protein
Exons: 2
Coding region: 1-1443 (480 amino acids)
Biological process (GO): spliceosomal snRNP assembly
Cellular component (GO): SMN complex; nucleus
Source: RefSeq, a predicted model, not a curated record
AUGGCCCAAGCUUCUCCAGCUUCGAUCCUACACCCCCCCAAGUACCAUCUUCACCUCACUAUGCCCGGCAAGAGAAACGCCACCAUGUCGUCCCGCUCCUCGAAGCGUCGUCGGAUAUCUUAUGAUGAGGAGGAUGAUGGAGCGUCUUCGACAGCGUCAUAUGAGCGUCCCCGUCAGCAUCCCCUCUAUGGCCAGAAGAGCGCAUUUCCGGGGUUGGAUGAUGGAGGCGAUGAAUUGCUGUAUGACGAGCCCGAUGAUGGAUUGGAAUAUCUACGUAUGGUUCGAUCCGAAGCAAACUCACUACCUGUGCUAUUUUCUGCGCCUAUUCAGUCCACAGACCCAUCAGUCUCAGCAUCCAACGCGCAACGCGAUCUAAGGUUACUUGACCCAACUAACCCUCCUCUGCCAGCAGGCUUUUAUGAAGACGAAGCCUAUAUUGCUCCCGUGGACGAUCUAAAUGAAAACAAGACCUCACUUUCCCCUUCAAAGCUCGACAAACUCUACUCUGAUGCACAAAGAUCCUACAACAAUCUUCUCCGACAUCGAUUCAUCCUCUUGAGAUCGACUCUGCGAUGCACUCCACCUGCUGGUGCUAUCGACGCCCUCGACGAUGAUCACCCUAUCAGUCUCCCCAGAAAGGCUACUUCUGCGCAUAAAACAUGGCGCCGGCUUUUGGUCACAGUUGAACCACGCAUGGUUCAACUGGCCAGCAUGGACAUGGAAAGCGUGUUAGAAGUCUUGGAAAUACUAGCGCGGAUGUUGUCUGAUGUUGUGCGGGGUGACAACACCCAGCUAGUACGGCGCAUUGGAGCCUGGGCUUGGGGCUUGUUGGGGAAGUGCCGUGAGGUUGGGCAACUUUCUACCCGAGAGGUGGGAAUCAUUCGAAACCUGGGCAAACGAGCUGCGACGAUUUUGGGCAAGGUGCAAGAGCUAGAAUACGACGAGUAUGAGGAAGAGGUCGAUUCUUCUGUGUCAACACAACAAAAAGAAGAAACACAACGGGGUAAUCUCGCCGAUGAUGAGAAAGAUACCAAAGAAGCUCAGCAGGGAUCUGGAGUCCAGGAUAAAAAAGCGACCAGGCAGGAAACUCAGCCGGAACUUACAGCCCAAGGCGAGGAAGAGCACCAGGAAGGGUCUCAGUCGGAGCUUACAGUUCCGAAUGAGGAUGAAAACAAACAAGACGAAUUGCGGGAGACCGCGGAAGCAAAAGACUCUAGUAUGCUUGAUGCGUCGCUAGAAGAAUCUGACUUGCAGGCAGCCAAGACACGCUUGCUAGUUGGGCUUCAAACUAAUCCGGACUCCGUCGAGACACCUGCUGGAUGUGAUAACGAAGAAGAUGAUUCGUCGAUACAGACCCAUGCCUUGCUCGACAUGAUCAUUACGGUGGUCGGUGAAUUCUUUGGCCAGCUAGAUCUGUUGGAGCAACGAGAGGUCUGGGAUUAA